Molecule: messenger RNA, 3394 nt
Organism: Ooceraea biroi (clonal raider ant)
Lineage: Eukaryota; Metazoa; Arthropoda; Insecta; Hymenoptera; Formicidae
Product: aminopeptidase N
Biological process (GO): proteolysis
Cellular component (GO): cytoplasm; membrane
Molecular function (GO): zinc ion binding; metallopeptidase activity
Source: RefSeq, a predicted model, not a curated record
CCUUCUUCAAGAGAAUAUCCAAGGUCAGCUGGUACAACGGUGUGGUGUUACGGUGACACUCAUCGAUCGCUUCUUGGCAAACCACAGUAGUAUCCCAGUGACAGACCAUUCUCAAGCGUCCCUCGGGCGUGCACGCCCGCCGUGAGGAUAAUAUCGUUCAUCCGCUACGAUCCAUCAUGUCGUGGACAACGUUACUCGCGGGCCUUGUUCUAUUGUCGACGAUACCAUCUGGUAUUCCCAGUGCCAUCAGUAAUACAGAACAAGGCCGAUGGAAGCGCAGUAUCGACUUGAACGACGUUUACUACUCGAAGAUGCGUCAGUACAGAUUACCAAGUGAUAUCACGCCGGUGAGUUACCACGUGGAGAUUGCACCCCUUAUUGAGAAGGACCGGUUCAACGGUCGCGUCAAGAUCAAUCUCACUUGCAUCGACAUGACCGAUCACAUUAUUCUGAACGUCCAUCAGGAUCUUCAGAUUUCUACAGUCAACAUCAGGAUGGUACAUCUGACACCUGAGGAAGCAAAAAAUGGUCCACCGAUGGACGUAAACAUUGCAAGGACUGAACGACAAUAUACGAAAUCUUGGUUCAUAAUACAUCUGCAGCAAAUGUUGUCUAAUGGAAGCGCUUGCGAGGUCGACAUUGCAUACUCUGGCAAUCUUACGACCAACGAAACUACUGGUCUGUACAAGAGCGCGUACAUGGAUUCUGAAGGCCGAAAACACACCUUCAUCGCCACUUACUUGCAUUUGGACAACGCAGAAAAAAUGUUUCCUUGUAUGAAUGAACCGCCCUAUAAAGCAACCUUCAAACUGACUGUAAUAUAUCCUAAAGGGUUAAAAGCGCUCACGAAUAUGCCUUCGAUUGAGCGCAUUGAAUCAUCCGGCACAAUCCGGGAAGAAUUCGAGGAAACUCCACGGAUAUCGACGAACCAACUGGCCCUUGUGAUAUCAGAUCUGCACUCUAUUGGACCCGAACAGGAAGUCGAUGGGAUAAACAGGAAGAGCCUGCAAGUAACGGUCUGGAGUCGCGAAGAAUUCAUGGAGUCGCUGAUCACUGUUCCCAGCAAGAUUGUAAAGAUCAUUAACUACUUGCAAACAUACUUCAACAGUUCCCUGGGCUUGCCUAAACUGGACGUGAUGGCGAUCCCCAUGUACAGAGCUACGAAAGCUUCCGAUAAUUGGGGCCUUAUGUUUUUCAAAGAAAGCGAACUCAGCAGUUCUCUAUAUUGGACCACCACCUAUGAACUUCUCUAUCAGUGGAUCGGUCAGUCCAUAACUCCGUAUCGCCGAAAUGACGCGCCGGUUAAUAAAGCUCUCAAUUCCUUUUUGGCAUCUAUGGCAACACUCGACCUCAAUCCGGACGAAAUGGAAGGUAAAUGGCCAAUGACAAUGUUGUAUCCUCUUUAUUACGAAUUUGCGCAGCCGGCACCUUUCUCCAGAGUGGCUGGUAUUAGACACGAAGCAACGUGGACAAAAGCCGAAUUGGUUUUCCGGAUGUUUAAUUACACCCUCGGUCGUGAGCAAUUCCAAAGGAGCGUGAGACACUUCUUCCAUGAGCAGUCGAAAGAGAAUCGCAGGACUUUCUUCGCUAAUGACAUAUUCACUUAUCUGAACGAUGUCGCGACCGACACGAAUAAUUUACCACCAGGUUUAACCAUCAACGGCAUUGCCGCGUCGUGGAUCAACCGAGACAGAGUGCCGUUGGUCACGGUCAUACGUGAUUACGAAAGUGGAAAAAUUUAUCUCAGUCAGAAAGUUUAUCUGAGAGACCUAUCGUCAGAUCCUAUAGUAAAACCGUACCAGUGGGAUAUCCCGAUCGUGAUGCAGGCUCAAGAUAAAUUGAAUUUCUCUAAUAGCACACCGGCUGUAUGGUUGAUGAAGAGAAACAUGCCGAGAAAUUUCAGUAUUCCGGAUAUCACCGACGAGAGUCACUUUAUCAUUGUCAAUCCUGAAGAAAUAGGAAUGUUUCCGGUAAACUACGACCCUUGCAAUUGGAAGAUGUUGUCGCAAUUUCUGCAAGGGCCAGACCGUGAAAAAAUACCUCCGUUAACGCGAGCGAAGCUUCUACAUGACGCGUGGAAUCUGGCAUAUGCCGGUGAGUUGUGCUUCGGCGUCGCUAUGAACAUGACUCUCUUCCUCAAACAGGAGAAGAGCCAUGUAGUUUGGGAGCCGGUGUUUACGAUGAUCCAUCACAUCAGUCGACGAAUCGAAGGUUUGGACGUCUAUCCGAAAUUCGAGGCUUAUAUUCGGAGCUUAGUGAUGCCUCUUUAUCUGGAACUUGGCGAGACACCACACCCUUACGAACCCUCGUGGAAAACUCACAUGCGCGGUCUGAUGAAGAAUUUCCUUUGCCGUUGCGGAUACGAGCCUUGCGUCAAGGAAGCUAGAGAUCAGUUUAAAAAGUGGUUGACCGACGAGGAGCCAGACAAAGGAAAUCCGGUCGCUAAUAAGUUCCUCUGUCCAGUAUUCAAAUGGGGUACUGACAAAGAAUGGGAGUUUGGAUUACAGCGUGUCAUCAAUUUCCCCAAGACCAGCUUGGCAAGGAAACAGAACGAGCGCACUUUUCUCCUCAAGACUCUUGCUGGAUGUCCGAAGGAUGCAAACAGGAUCGAGAGGUUACUGCAAGUGUCCGUGUUGGAUCAAAACGAGAAUUUCACCGACGCAGACAUCCACCUGAUCCUCAGCAUGCUGACUGGCAGCGCGCCCGGUUAUAAAACUCUAUUUAACUUUUUACUCGAACAUUGGUCUACUGUAAAAGAGCGAUUCAGCAACAAAACCUACAGCUGGGAUGCCAUCGUCAGCUUUGCCACAUCAUCAUUCAACACACAGGAGGGCUAUGCCAUGGUUAAUCAGUUUUAUUUGGAUCAUAUCAAUGACUUUGAAUCAGCAGCAGCCCUCAUCAAAAAAUCGCUCGAGAUUAUCAAAGAAGAGACCCGAUGGAACGAGGCGAAUGUACCUGUGAUCGAUGGCUGGCUCAAGGAAAACCUGUCCAAGGAAGACUUGGACGCAAUCACAUCUACCUCUGCUCCUUCCACGGCUACCGUAACCACGAAUACGGAAGUAACAUGGUUGACAAUUUUACGUGACGUAAAUGACAGCAAGCGUGAACAAAUUGCGUGAGCAGGAUUUCAUGGUGAUCUACAAUCAACUUAAGCGCAAAGUUGAAUUUUAGAAAGCUCGUCGUGCCUCUGAAUGAGAAUCAGUACAUAGCAAAACAAUGAGAAUAAACAUUAUACUCUUUAUAGACAUAGUAAAUCUAAAACUACGUCAUUCUUGAUAAUGUAACGUUAUAUUGUAUUUAUUUUUAUUUUUGUAAACCUGCAAGUAAAAAAUACCCAUUAUAUACUCGUAAUGUAUUUAUUUUUAUCAAUCUACAAUAUACAAGAUGUACAAGC